Messenger RNA from Ruditapes philippinarum (Manila clam), 1637 nucleotides. RefSeq lists its product as uncharacterized. Lineage: Eukaryota; Metazoa; Mollusca; Bivalvia; Venerida; Veneridae. The transcript has 6 exons. The record is from RefSeq and is a predicted model, not a curated record. Bases 591 to 1637 code for a protein of 348 amino acids.
CCUUGAUUAUCUUUUAUACAGUUUUUCUUCGUUUUCUUCAAGUUAUAUAAACAUGAUAGGUUAGAGUGUUGAGAAAAAAUCAAUAUACUUUUUUACCCCGUUUACUCUGUUGUUCCAAAAAUGUCCGUUGCGUAUUUUAGUCAUACCCGAUGAAUUGUGGGUAACUUCUGUACAUGUCUGGGAAAACCAACUUUCAUUUUUGCAUCAAAAGCUGAUGUGAAAAUGCAUUUUCUCGCAUAAUUGUUGUUAGAGGGUUGGUUAAAGUGUGCCUGAUUACAGAAUUAAUUGUGCCGCAGUUAGUUGUUUGCAGAGAAGCCUUGAAAAGUGUGUAUUGCCCACUUUACAGUGAAAAAUAGAUUGAACUGGACGAAAAUGAUAAACGGCUGGAAAAUUGCCAGGGGCCAGAAACUGCUAGGAAACCAGUAGGCCUACCGAAAUCAAGUUGAUUGAUUUCGGUAUUGUAACCUACCGAUGUUUUGUAGUUUGGAACAAAUUGCUUUGGAACAAAUUGCUUGUAUACCUACCACUUUUAAUGUGGAGUGAUACCAUAGGCAGCGCAAAUUAGGAAGAGCUGUUAAUGGAAUAAAACUAUGGCUUAUCAUUGUAAUAUUAUUGCUGAUGGUGAUUCAUCGGAACAGUUUGAAAUUUUAUCAUUCGUUCAUUUUUUAGAAAGACAAAUAAAUGGAUGGGGUUAUAAAUGUUAUAUCCCAGACAGAGACUUUCUAUCAAGAAUGUCAUUUUUUGAACAACAUAUGAAAAUGCAUUCAGAGAAUAAAGUAACUUUUGUAGCUAUAACAUCAACGAAUAUUAGCGAAAACUUUAAAUACAUGAUUCAAAUGUUAUUUAAUUACCAACCCUACUCAUCUCAUUCAGACAUAAAAAGGCCUACACUUGUACCGGUGUAUUUAAAUAUUGACCAUUCGAAUCACCCAGUUUUAGAUGUGAUUAAAGGUGUCAGAAUAUAUGGAUCAAGGAUAGACGAGUGGCAGGACUCAUUUUUAAAUAGCAGAGCUUUUCUUCAACUGAGAGACGUUCUGAAGAUGUACCAUCCCCUAGGUCCGGCAACAUUUAGAAUGGUUUCCAAUAACGGUCCUCCACUGCCAAUGCCAAUGCAGUCACCGACUGAUCACAUGGUACAACAAAUUGUAGACGAGAAUGGAAUUUUAACACAUGUGAUACUGUCGCCUCAACCACCUGGCAUGAUGGGAAGUCCAAUGACGGGCGGACCAAACAAUGCCCCACAGUAUUACCCUCCCUAUGGCGGUCAUUACUACAGUCAUGCACAAUACCCAUCACCACACCAUCACAGUGGGGCUCCGGCCCCGGGGGCACGGGGAGCCCAACCACACAUGCAUCAUCAACAUGGCACUCCACCACCACAACCCUAUAAUAACCAUGGUCCAGUUCAUCCACUAGCUGGCCAAGGUGGAAACUUUGGAACUGGUUCACCUGUUGCAGUGGCAAAGAUUUUUCCACCACUGUCAAGCACAUUGCGAAAGCAACUUGCUAAAAUCUUUGGUACAUGGCCAAAAGGUAGUCCUGCAAUAUCGGACAACAUCAAGUUUCUUUGUUUAUCUGUAACCAAAUUGUAUAAAUGUUUGUCAAAUGAUGUUAAUUCUGGCAUCCACACCUUCUAG